Molecule: messenger RNA, 549 nt
Organism: Symbiodinium necroappetens
Lineage: Eukaryota; Dinophyceae; Suessiales; Symbiodiniaceae
Source: the annotation of a GenBank genome assembly
GAGGUCCUGGCUGCUCGGCCACUUGACGAAGGGACCUUCCCGCCAUCUUCAGUGGACGAGGCGACCAUCCUGGCCGAGCCAGUUCCGAAAUCGAAGGAGGAGCUGCUGGAGGAGGUAGACGUCUUGGCCGCUUCACUGACAGACGGACUCGAGCCGGGCUUCAGUCGACAGUCGGGUCCACCUUCCGAGGUGACCAUCAUGCUGGAGCACAUCCCCAAGACGAAGGACGAGUUGCUUCAGGAGAUGGAUGUGCUGGCAGCUUCGCUGACGGCCGGUUUAGACGCAUCGCCCGGUGCAGACCGGGCAGAGGGCGAUCCCGAAGCGGAGGCCUUGUUGCCGGCAAGCACUUCGAGUCCACCUUCGGAGGCAACCAUUUUCCUCGAGCGGGUUCCAAAGUCGCAGGACGAGCUGCAUGCUGAGAUGAAUGUGCUGGCUGCCUCGCUGACGGCGGGUCUGACAGAUCUUCCUAGCAAGAACCAUGUGGAGGACGAUGCAGCAGAGGCUGGCAACCGUGCAAAGCAGCGCCCUUCCUGUGCCAUUAUCCACUAG